Molecule: messenger RNA, 747 nt
Organism: Gamsiella multidivaricata
Lineage: Eukaryota; Fungi; Mortierellomycota; Mortierellomycetes; Mortierellales; Mortierellaceae
Exons: 1
Coding region: 135-626 (163 amino acids)
Source: RefSeq, a predicted model, not a curated record
GCCAUUGUCCAGGUGCAAAAGGCUUCAUGUGAAGGAGCCACUGAUAUUACCAUCACUGUCUAUCAUGUUAUUGUUGUGGGUGUUUGCGCAUGAUGUGGAAAUAUCAGUCCAAGGGCCUCUUUUGUUAAGAGUGAAUGCGAUUUUACUUUCGCCUCUCUCUUUUUCCCCUCCUCUCGUUGGUUCCUUACACCUUACAAAUCUUCGCUGCAAACGCCUCAGAAACCAUACCGCCGCCUACUCAAGACCGCACAUUUCAUACAGACGCAAGACGCCGACCACACUCAACCAUGUCCAGGGCCGCAACCUCCGCGCAUGAUGCGCUGGAGGACACAUCGAUCAAAUUCCAAGAGACGACGCGCGACGCGCUCCAGGCUGUGAGGCAGUCGGGCCCCAUCCAGCGCUACCUAAUGCCGACGGUUGACUACAUUCGGGACAAGUACAGACGGUCGCCCACGGUGGUCAAGAUCGUGCUCAUGACCUUUGCGGCCCUUAGCGCGAUCCCGUUGGCGUGUUUUGUCGGGUUCAUGGGCGUCGUUACCCUAGGCUGUUUGAUCGUCGGAGGUAUCGCGUUCACGAUCGUCGAGGUGAGCAAUUUCUCCUUGUUUUCCCAACAUGUCGCCUCUUGAUUUUUUUUUUUUUUUUUUGAAUUCUACUGCCGUCGCAUGUCAGAUCUCUUCUCUACCUUGUCUCUUUGAUUUUCAUCGUUUUCCUUCUUGUUUGUACUCUUUUGUUACCUCAAUUCUUGCC